Molecule: messenger RNA, 825 nt
Organism: Pochonia chlamydosporia 170
Lineage: Eukaryota; Fungi; Ascomycota; Sordariomycetes; Hypocreales; Clavicipitaceae
Exons: 1
Coding region: 1-825 (274 amino acids)
Source: RefSeq, a predicted model, not a curated record
AUGCGUGGAUCCGUUUCGCUUAUUGCUGUGCUUUCAGCACUUGCCACUGUGGGAUCUGCACUACCUCAGCCGGACAUACUGCCUCGAGCGGCUGGUACCGGUGCAGCAAAGCCAAAAUACUCCGUUAUACCUCUCGAGCCCGGCGAUGAUGAUCCAAAUAGCGGAGAUGGUAGUGGCGGCAAUGGUGGCAACGGUGGCAACGGAGGGAACACCUCCCAUGGUGGAGAUGUCACAAAGACGGUGGUGAAGACGGAGGAAGCUGUCACUCACACAGUCACAAAAACAGGGCAGCCUGUUACUGUUACAUACCCGGCUCCCACGACCAUCUCGAUCAUCCCCAUCGGAGGGAAUCAGAAUGUUACAGUCACUGUUACCGCAGAAGUUACACCUUCGGCUGGUGCUUCUACGACAACAAUAAUGAGCAGUGUGAUCAGCUCUCCACUGCCAGGUACAACAUCCGUCACGAAUAGCCCAACACCUAUUUCGAAUACGACAUACUCAAUACCUUCGGUGACCUCCCCGGCGCCAAUCUCGUCAACCACCUCCACCUCUUUGGGGUCUAACCACACAAUCACCACAUCCAGUUCACAAACAGAGACCUCACAGACGGAAUCACCUACGACUGUUAUUUCUGGGACUAGUACAGAACCGUCAACGGUGGUUUCUGUGCCUACCACGACUCAUGCAACUUUAGUCCCAACGACUUUCAGCACAGUUUUAACAACGACAUCAUCCAGCUCAACCAAGAGCUAUGAUGACGGGAAGUGGCACACGACGUACCCGCCUUGGAAUGGCACCGUGCUUCAUCGAUAUCGACGUGUUUGA